Messenger RNA from Morone saxatilis (striped sea-bass), 1395 nucleotides. RefSeq names its product transforming growth factor-beta-induced protein ig-h3-like. NCBI's taxonomy places the organism in Eukaryota, Metazoa, Chordata, Actinopteri, Moronidae. Bases 82 to 672 code for a protein of 196 amino acids. The record is from RefSeq and is a predicted model, not a curated record. The transcript is spliced from 7 exons.
UGUUUGUUUGUUUGUUUGUAGAAUGUGUGCAUUGAGAACGCCUGCAUUGCCGCUCACGACAAGAAGGGGCGCUACGCCACCAUGUUCACUGUGGACAAAGUCCUCGCUCCGCCCACGGGAACAGUCAUGGACGUCCUGAAGGCCCACGACCGCUUCAGCCUCCUGGUUGGCGCCAUCCAGACGGCUGGUAUGACGGAGCUGCUGAACCAGCAGGGGGCGCUGACCUUCUUUGCUCCCACCAACGAUGCCUUCAGCGCCAUGUCGCAGCCCGAGCUCAACAAACUGAUGCGUAACCGCCAGCAGCUGGAGGCCGUGCUCAGGUACCACCUGGGGGAGGGCAUACUGGUCAGCGGGGGAGUCAGCUCUCACACCAGACUCCAACCUCUGCAGGGGGAGAAGCUGGAGCUGGGCGUGAGGAACUACACGGUGUACGUCAACAAGGUCCCGGUGGCGGACGCAGACCUGAUGGCAACCAAUGGAGUCGUCCACGCCGUCAACAGCAUCAUCAGACCUCUGCCUCUGAAGGUGGACCGAGAGCAGGCUGACGGACCUGCAGCUCCUCUCAGAUCAGCUUCCUCCUCCGUGACCGACUCCAAGAGCUUCAGGAAUGAUGAUCUUUUCCAGAAGGUGGUCAGGAGUCGCUCCAGCAGGACGAUGAACAAGGGUCAGUAACGGCCGAGGAGGAGGAGGAGUAGGAGGAGGAGGAGGUACAGACGUCAGCAGAACGUCUGAAGAACCAAAGAACCAACAUGUUCUCCACCCAAAGUGUCAAAGGUCACAAAUCUGGAAAAAUCCCCCUCAAGUCCCCGAACGCUGCAGCUUGUUUCUGGAUUCAAACAUUUCAUGGAUCUGUUCAUUAACAAACAUUCAGACUCAAACAGCUGAUUUAUGAAAUAUCUCUGAUUCUGUUCACUUUAAUGAAGUUAAAAUGAUCUGAAGGUAAAAUUAGUGUUUUUGUGAAUGGAGUCUGGUGCUCUGAUGUGACACCUAGUGGCAGAGAAUCUACAUUAAUACAGACACCAAAUGACUCCACAGCUUCUCUGGAGAUGUUGAAGGGCAUUCUGGGAAAUGUAGUUGAAUCCCACAGCGUGAGAGGAUCUGAGGGGGAUUUUUCUUCUUCGUUGGUUUGUGGAGAAGAAGAUGAAAUAAAGAAGUUAAUUUUUUAUUUUUUACCAAACUCAGUGUUUUGUUUUUUGUGUACUGUAAAAAAAUAACUUCCUGAAGUCUAAAGUUUGAACUCUCACAUGUAAAACUUUUGUAAAGUGUGUUUUUGUUGUUCGUUGUUUACUCUGUGUGUUGUUGCCCUGCAGCAUGUCGGCAGGUUUGAGACAAACAAAACCAGAAAAGUGACCCGAUUCUUUUUUUUUUGUAAAAUAAAUCUGAAAAAUGAAAAGA